This is a messenger RNA of Salvelinus namaycush (lake trout), 1308 nucleotides long. Its product is annotated as caM kinase-like vesicle-associated protein. The record is from RefSeq and is a predicted model, not a curated record. Gene Ontology annotation, molecular function: ATP binding; calmodulin binding; calcium/calmodulin-dependent protein kinase activity. The coding region runs from base 1 to 1308 and encodes 435 amino acids. Gene Ontology annotation, biological process: peptidyl-serine phosphorylation. NCBI's taxonomy places the organism in Eukaryota, Metazoa, Chordata, Actinopteri, Salmoniformes, Salmonidae. The transcript has 10 exons. Gene Ontology annotation, cellular component: intracellular anatomical structure.
AUGCCAUUUGGCUGUUUGACGCUCGGGGAAAAGAAGGAUUACAACAAUCCCUCAGAGGUGACAGAUAAAUAUGACCUGGGACAGAUUGUUAAAUCAGAGGAGUUCUGUGAGAUCUUCAGGGCCAAGGACAAAAAUACACUGAAAAUGUUUACUUGUAAAAAGUUCCUGAAAAAGGAUGGAAGGAAAGUUCGGAAGGCUGCAAAAAACGAGAUCCUUAUUUUAAAGAUGGUGAAGCACCCAAAUAUUCUUCAGCUGGUGGAUUUCUAUGAGACCAGAAAAGAGUACUUCCUCUUCCUUGAACUUGCUACUGGCAGAGAGGUAUUUGAUUGGAUCCUGGACCAGGGCUACUAUUCAGAGCGCGACACCAGUAAUGUGGUCCGGCAGGUGUUGGAGGCCGUGGCCUAUCUUCACUCCCUGCACAUUGUCCACAGGAACCUCAAGCUGGAGAAUUUGGUGUACUUCAACCGCCUGAAGCACUCCAAAAUAGUGAUCAGUGACUUCCACCUGGCAAAGCUGGAGACCGGGCUCAUCAAAGACCCCUGUGGAACCCCAGAGUACCUUGCACCAGAAGUGGUUGGGAGACAGAGAUACGGCAGGCCAGUGGACUGCUGGGCCCUGGGUGUCAUCAUGUACAUACUGCUUUCAGGCAACCCUCCUUUCUAUGAGGAAACUGAUGAUGAUGAUUAUGAAAACCACGACAAGAACCUGUUCAGGAAGAUCUUGGCGGGGGACUAUGAGUUUGACUCUCCGUACUGGGACGACAUCUCAGAGUCAGCAAAAGGCCUGGUCGCCCGUAUGAUGGAGGUAGACCAGGAUCAGAGGCUGACUGCUCAGGAGGCCAUCAACCAUGAGUGGAUUUCUGGAAAUGCAGCCUCAAAUAAGAAUAUUAAGGAUAAUGUCUGUGCACAGAUAGAGAAGAACUUUGCCAAAGCUAAGUGGAAGAAAGCGGUGCGGGUUACUACCAUCAUGAAGCGACUGAGAGCUCCAGAACAGAGUGCUGACGCGGGGGCAACCAUCCCAGCAGUAGUAACCAGCUCUGCAGCAGGAGAACCCGCCCCGGCUGCUGCAGCCCCUGAGGGGGAGCCUGCUGCUGUCACAGAGCCCCCUGCUGGCAUGGAGGCCAUGACGUGUGAUGCCACUCCCCAAGGUGCAGCAGAGGUCACAGCUCCACCCCCGGCCCCUGAGGAGGCCAGCCCAGUGGAGGCCCCAGUUGAAGCCCCGGAGGAGGUUGAUCCGUUGUCACGGUGUAACGGAGAGUCCCCGACUCCCCUCCAACCAGCAACUGAAGUUGACGAUGAGCAGGGUUAG